Messenger RNA from Aethina tumida (small hive beetle), 4680 nucleotides. It is a transcript of the gene Pez, whose product is annotated as tyrosine-protein phosphatase non-receptor type 21. Gene Ontology annotation, molecular function: protein tyrosine phosphatase activity. Lineage: Eukaryota; Metazoa; Arthropoda; Insecta; Coleoptera; Nitidulidae. The transcript has 9 exons. The record is from RefSeq and is a predicted model, not a curated record. Gene Ontology annotation, biological process: protein dephosphorylation. The coding region runs from base 142 to 3600 and encodes 1152 amino acids. Gene Ontology annotation, cellular component: cytoskeleton.
CAUCAAACGUAAAUUUUUAAUAUCACAUACUGUCAAAAAUGUGAAUUGAAUAUAAAUAAGUUAUAUUUAUACUUUUUAAAAAGGCGUAAUUUCUUCGCAUGCAUGAAGACUUAAAACACAAGGAUAUUUCCAUCAACAACAAUGCCUUUUAAAUUAAAAUUAAAGAAGUCGAGACACUACAGUGUAGUGUCCAAGUCUUUAUUUGUAAUUUCAGUGGAAAUUCUAGAUGGAACAACAGUUGAAUGUACUUUAUCUUCAGAAAGCACUGGACAGGAUUGUCUGGAUGUUGUAUGCCAAAAACUGAAUCUAAAUCAACCCUAUUUCUUUGGCCUACAAUACUUAAGCAGAAAUAAUGAAAACAUGUGCUGGUUAGAAUUGGACAGGCCUAUUAAACGACAAUUGGAUAAAUAUGCCAGAGGUUUGAAUGUGGCUUUGAGGGUGAUGUACUAUACCAUAUCAGGUGUGAGACUCAUUCAAGAUGAAACAACAAGAUCCCACUAUUUCCUUCAACUAAAAAUGGAUGUGAUGGAAGGUCGGAUCUCUUGUAACCCACAACAGGCGGUAGAACUGGCUAGUUACUGCAUGCAGGCCGAGUUCGGUAAUUUCGAUGCCGAGCGCCACACAUCCCACUACUUGAAAGACUUCGGUCUCUUUCCGCGGUCCUACCAAGAUCCGGGACUCGUGGAACAGCUAACAGAGGCGGCAAGCAGGCAGCACGCCGCCCUUCACAAUUUACCACAAGCCACCGCCGAAGAAUACUACAUUUGCGCCUGUCAAAAGCUGCCCGGUUAUGGAGUUGAAUUUUAUGCGGCCAGAGAUAAGGGCGGAGACGCAGCGAAUAUUGGUGUGUCACUGGUUGGUGUUACUGUGAAACAUGCAGAUGGAAAAGAGAGGCAAUAUGGGUGGUCAGACAUAAGUAACGUAAUUAAUCACAAACGAGAUUUCACAAUAGAAUCAGUUGGGGGGACGGAAAAAGCUGAGUUUCAAUUUCCCGACGUCGAGAGUGCAAAAAACGGUUGGAGGUUUUGCGUUCUGCAACACAUGUUUUUCAGACAAUAUGAAAUGAACAACUUUGACCAAACUGACAAAAGUCCCCAACCACCUGUGUUCCAACAGGCUAGCACAGAGGAGAAAUUAAGACAAAUGGACAGUUAUGAGGACGUGACAAAAGUUAGUCAGUGGGACAGACCAGUUUCUUCAAUGCAAAGUCUAAAUAACAGGGCCCAAUCGACCUCCUGUUUGGACUUAAACAGAUCGACGCCAGAUAUGGAAACGUUGCGCAGUCUUUUACCAUCUUACAGACAAGCACCAGAUUAUGAAACCGCAGUUCAACAAAAAUAUAGAAAUUCCUCCGGUGCAAUCGCCACACGCGAACCUAUCAGAAAUGCACAUCCUAUUUUGUACAGUUCGCAGCCCGAAAUUCACCAAGCCGAAACAUUCGCACCGCAUUUGUGUUAUCCUGAUGUGACUCAUAAUAAUAUCGAACAAAAAAAUUUGUUAUAUAGUUCUGGAUUUGCACAAUCUCAAAUAUUAUCCAACGAGACUAGGCCUCGGAACGUUGUCGAUAUGACUGAUAACAUAGGCAUGUUGCAUUUGUACAAGCCUCCGCCUCCCUAUCCCAGCAACCGGAUUAGUUCAAAUUCCACUCCAGAUUUGGCUGGAAUAUCGCAGCAUGCGAAACCUCAAAAUCAUUUCAUCAAUAACUUAGUUAGUGGAUCUAGUCCAGAUCUGGUGUCCACUAGUAAUUUUUACAUUAAACCUUAUGGACAACUGUAUGCAGAUCAAGCCCAUCCCAUUCAUCGCUCCCAAAGCUUCCUGCCGCCCCAACAUGGCACGUACGAGAACUUGGCUUCCAUUUUUAACAACAACAUGCGAGGUAGACCUCAAGCAGUGAUAGUGGAAAACCCCAACAUAACCAAGCACAUCAAGAAAGUUUACGACGAACACGGCAACAUAAUAUAUUGCAUGCCGGCUAACAUGAAACAGAUUUUACAAGAAAAUCAACUUCCAAGUACUGGAUUCGUCGUCACGCGCAACCAAAACGCCAUGGUAGCGCAUGAUUCUCAUUUGAACAAUUCCACCGAACCUAUUUACGAAAAUAUACCGUUGCCCUGGCAGAAUGACAAUACGGAGAUGAGGGCCCGAACUCAAAGUAUACAUAGCGCACCAGAAAUCAGUCAGGCAACUAACUUGAACGUUAUACAAUCACAACUACAGCAGAUGAACUUAAAUACUGCCCAAGGCAGCAAAGAAAACCUGUACGCAAACAUUAACCAUAACAAUAGCGCCAAGUCUUCCAAAACAGAACUGAACGUUCAUCCUCCUAACAACCUGAACGAGUCUAACAGGUCCAGUAAAAAUUUAAAUUCUUCCAAUGUUUCAAGCAACGUAAGCAUCAAUCGGAAUGAAUCUCCCAGCUCCAUUAACAGAGUGAACACCUUCGUUAAUAAGAACUCGUCUCUAAACACAACCGGUACUAGUUCGUUCGCCGACAACAGCACGGUUUCAAAUGAAACGUUCACCGACACUAGUUCAGCAUCAAACACCAGCUCCACCAAGUCGAAGAAGAAGCGAUGGGGAAUAUUGAUGGGUAGAACUAAGUCGUCGGAGAAAAUCAAAAGUGCUACUUUAGGCAGGGAGAAGGAGAAGAAAGACAAAGUUCAGAUGAACAACAAACACAGGUGGUCUACUGGAUUGCCUCGAUAUAAUCCGCUUCCGCCAUCAAUUAGCAAAGAAACUAUGUGCCAAUUACUCGAGAAUAAGUUAGCAGACAGUCAAUUGUUUUUCGAAUUUGACAAAAUUCCUAAGAAGAAACAAAAUGCCGAAUUUACCACAGCUCUACUCCCCGAUAAUGCAGCUUUUAAUCGGUUUAAGGACGUCUUUCCAUAUGAAGACAAUAGAUUAAGGCUCACUCCAACUAAACACAAUAAAUACGGUUACAUUAAUGCAUCUCACAUAACAGCUACAGUUGGCAGCAAACAAAGAUUCUACAUAGCAGCUCAAGGACCGACAAAGCAAACACUUCCGUACUUUUGGCAGUGCGUUUGGGAGGCUGAAGUUUACCUCAUGGUGCAGCUAACAGAUCCAUCAGAGGAUAUCACCUACCUCCCAGAUGCCGGUGAUCGUUGUAUUGACAUUGACCAGGACUAUCAAGUGUGGUGGGAGUUCUCGCAGACAACGGGCCACUGCGUGACGAGCAAGGUGCGGUUGUGCCAUGUGGCGUCACGACGCUACCGCACCCUAUGGCACCUACAUUACACCGACUGGGGCGAUCAAGGUUGUCCAAAAUCCGUCGCCCACUAUCUUGGGUUUCUCGAAGAGAUGCAGUCUGUGCAUCAGCAUUCGAUGGGCGAAAUUCCGCCAGGGCACAACAAGAAUCCGCCCAUUUUAGUGCACUGCACGGCGGGUGUAGGCCGGACUGGACUGACGAUACUCAGCGAUUUGUUGCUCUAUACAGUCGAUCACAAUCAGGAGGUUUGUAUACCACGAGUCGUUGGAUUACUCCGUCACCAGAGAGCGUACAUCAUUCAAACUGUUGCGCAGUAUAGAUUUGUUUAUUCUUUAUUAAUACAUUACUUGAAACAAACAAGACUUAUUUAAUCUUUUGUGUUUUAGGGAGUUUGUGUGUUUUACACGUAUUUAUUCUCGAGUGAUUUAAUUUAUAUCUCACCCAAUUGUUUUUCGUUUAUUCUCGAUGCAUUUAUAAUUUUAUUGGUUAAUAAUAUCUACGAAAUAAUCAUGAUGUAAUAAAGUUUUAGAUACAGUUAUGAGUAUUUUGUAAGAAACGAAUCUCGAAGUUUGCUGUAUCCUUUUUUAUUAUGCAUAUACAAUGUGAUCCGAAUUAAAUCACUCUUAUAUGUUUAACAUUUAUUUUAUCAAAAUAUCAGUAUUUUUGCCUAUGUUUAUAAAAUUUAUCACCUUUUUCUAUAAAAUUGAUUUAAAAAGUCUGAUUAUAUUAGAAUUAAAUUGUACAAAUUGUCCAUUAUGUAAGUAACAAAUCCUUCCUUAACUAAGACAUUGGAAUUUAUUUAUGUGAUUUAUAACCAUAUUCAAUUUUGACAUUAAAUAUUAUCGACAUUUCCAACAAAUCAUUUUGCGCUGUACAAUUUUUAUCAGUUAAUUAGUAUUUAUUUUUUAAUUUCACAUUUUAGUUUUUUUAUACAUUGUUGGUUGGAUAUUAGGUGAAACUGAUUUGUCGGUUUUGUGUUUAUGUAAUAAUAAAUGGAUAAGUAUCCAUCAAAAUGUAUUAGAGUGUCUAUAUAAUCAUUGUUUAUUUAUAUGAUAAUUUACUCCAAAAAAUUAAAUUAUUUGGAUCUGAACAUUCUCCUAAGAAUAUAAAUAAUUAUAAUUGCCAAAGGUGUUUAAAAUUUUUAAUAAUACAGGAUACACAUGAAUUUAAUUGGUGAAUAUUGAGAUUGUUUCAUAUCCAAAUUUUUAAUUAUAUCUGAUGAAUAUGUUUUAAUGAAGGUAAUAUUCUUAUUUGUGUACAUAAUUGAAAAAGGCACUCAUUAGUAAAAGGCUGUGUAUAUAAUAUAUUUGAUAUUUUAACAAUUUUAUUGUCUGGAAGCAAUUAUUAUUGUGAUCAUGAGCAGUGCCUUAUAUGUAUUAUGAAAUUAUUUCUCGAGUACUCUAAUAUGAAAUGUAUUAUAACAUUAUUUAAAAAUAUAAUAUUAUAAUUUG